AUGUGUGCUGAAGUGUUGUUACGAACGAAGGAUGGUAAAAACGUUUCGGUUGAUCGAAGUGUUAUACGAAAAUCGCUUUUGAUUGAUAACAUGUUACAAGAUUUGCAAGAAGGAGAAUCUGGUGAUUCGACGACGUUGAAAGAUGCAAUUCCAUUAGAGGAAGUUGAGGAAGCAACUUUAAUGAAAGUGUUGGAAUGGUGUGAGCAUCAUAAGGAUGAUCCAUCGUUUGUAACAAAAAAUGAGGAUGGUGAUGAAAUGCUGCCCGAUGAACUUCCUGAAUGGGACCAAAAAUAUCUGCGAAUGGAACCAAAUUUGCUGUUUGAUGUCGUCCUGGUCGGUGUUACAUUCGCACUUAAGUGCUCACUCCCCUAA
This is a messenger RNA of Anisakis simplex (herring worm), 372 nucleotides long. The record is from the annotation of a GenBank genome assembly. Lineage: Eukaryota; Metazoa; Nematoda; Chromadorea; Rhabditida; Anisakidae.